CCACCCGGAAGGGACAGAGUAUAUAAACCUGUCCCUGCACCGGUGCCGGUUCAUAAACCGCUGACAUGAAAACGGAGACUGCAGUUCAGACGCCGCCGUUCAGCGGGAGGAAGCAGAGUCUGAUCGAGGACGCGCGCCGGGAGCGCGGCACCAGCGGCACCGGCAGCGGCGGCGGCUCCGCGGGCUCCCCGGGGCCCUCCAAGUGCGGAGACGGCUGCGUGUUCGAGGACAAGGACGGAAGAGUGACACUGAACAUCUUGUUCACACUGAGCAACGAGAAAAACGCGGGAUUCUUCAAAGCCGGCAAAAUAUUCGAGACGUUUGAAGCCAAACUCCUGCACAUUGAGAGUCGUCCGUGCAGGAAGUGGAAGAACAACUCGACGACGGAGCUGGAGUUUUACAUGAAGUGCGACGUUCACAGCUCAGACCUGGACAUUUUCAUCAACGCGCUCAAGAGAGUGGCCGGCGACGUUCGCUCCAUACCAGAGGAAAAAGGUCCCUGGUUUCCUCGGCAGAUUAAAGACCUGGACAGAUGUAACCUGUUAAUCACCAAGUUUGAUCCAGACAUGGAUCAGGAUCAUCCUGGCUUCAGUGAUUCAGAAUACAGGAAGAGACGAGCUUUCAUCGCUGAACUGGCCUUCAGAUACAAACAAGGAGAACCACUGCCCACUGUGGAGUACACAGCAGAGGAGACGUCCACAUGGAGGGAGGUUUACCGACAGCUGAGGGGCAUCUACCCGAGUCUGGCAUGUCGUCAGUUCCUGGACGGUCUGCAGCAGCUGGAGAAGGAGUGCGGCUACGGAGAGGAACGGAUCCCUCAGCUCCGAGAGGUUUCUGCUUUCCUGAAAGAAAAGACAGGUUUCCAGCUGCGUCCAGUCGCUGGCCUCCUGUCGGCCCGAGACUUCCUGGCCAGUUUGUCCUUCAGGGUUUUCCAGUGCACACAGUACAUCCGACACUCGUCGUCACCCAUGCACUCGCCUGAGCCAGACUGCUGUCAUGAACUGCUCGGCCACAUCCCCAUGCUGUUAGACAAAGAGUUUGCCGUAUUUUCACAGGAGAUCGGACUGGCCUCACUCGGAGCUUCAGACGAGGACAUUGAGAAACUGUCAACGUUGUACUGGUUUACUGUGGAGUUUGGCCUCUGUAAGCAGAAUGGAGUGGUGAAAGCAUACGGCGCUGGACUUCUGUCGUCGUACGGGGAGCUCAUCUACUCGCUGUCCAACAAGCCAGAGUACAAGCCGUUCAACCCAGAGGAGACGGCAGUGCAGCCGUACCAGGACCAGACGUACCAGCCAGUUUACUUUGUGUCCGAGAACUUUGAGGACGCAAAGAUUAAGAUGAGGAGAUAUUCAACAACCAUAAAGCGCCCCUUUGCGGUUCGCUACGACCCAUUUACCUGCAGCAUAGAAGUUCUGGAUCAGCCCAGGAAGAUCCAGAACGCCCUAAGCCAGAUGAGAGAAGACCUGAAGACCCUGCACAGUGCCCUGGAGAAGCUCGGCUCCUCUUGAAACUGGGAGGAGACUUUCUAUUCAGGGUUGGGACGGAUGGAGACCUGCCACUAAAGAUCAAAUGAUGACAAACAACACAAAAAAUAUGAAAAAUGUAGUCACCUUCUCGAGGUUCCACAGAGCUGUUUGUGUGUACAAUGUAAAAAGAAAUAAACGUUUAUUUUCAUGA
Messenger RNA from Solea solea (common sole), 1677 nucleotides. RefSeq names its product tyrosine hydroxylase 2 (gene th2). NCBI's taxonomy places the organism in Eukaryota, Metazoa, Chordata, Actinopteri, Pleuronectiformes, Soleidae. The coding region runs from base 66 to 1508 and encodes 480 amino acids. Gene Ontology annotation, cellular component: axon; perikaryon; cytoplasm. The record is from RefSeq and is a predicted model, not a curated record. Gene Ontology annotation, molecular function: tyrosine 3-monooxygenase activity; iron ion binding. The transcript is spliced from 12 exons. Gene Ontology annotation, biological process: dopamine biosynthetic process from tyrosine.